Molecule: messenger RNA, 798 nt
Organism: Cannabis sativa
Lineage: Eukaryota; Viridiplantae; Streptophyta; Magnoliopsida; Rosales; Cannabaceae
Exons: 3
Coding region: 175-516 (113 amino acids)
Biological process (GO): vacuolar proton-transporting V-type ATPase complex assembly
Cellular component (GO): endoplasmic reticulum membrane
Source: RefSeq, a predicted model, not a curated record
CUUUAAUCGUAAUAUGCAUUUCUAUUCUAGAUCCUCCCUUUGCACUUUGUUUCACCCAUUCCACCACCUAAAUCAAACUCUUUCUCUCACGAAGAAACCCAACCUCUGUCUUCGGUGCUCGUUGUCCUCAACCCGCCCAGAUCUCCUCCCCACCCCUGACUAGAUCGGAGAAUUAUGGGAGGAGUAAUACAGAAGUUCUUCAUUGCGUCAAUGUUUAUGUGGAUGGUUCCCGUUGCGAUUUUGUACGGGUUUAACCAUAAGUUGUUUCCUGGUUCAAGUGAUUUAUCUCCCCAUUCUCUGACACUACUGAGUGGAUUUGUUGCUGUAAUAUCAGUCAACAUAGUUAUUGCAUUCUAUAUAUACAUGGCAAUGAAGGAACCUUCAGAUAAACACGAACCAGAUCCUGCAUUUCUUGCGGCGGCCAAAGCUAGCGUGAACCAGUCUGGGGAUGACUCUGGUAAAAACCAGUCAGGUGACUCCAGUAAAUCAUUGCAAUUCUCAAAAAAACAAGAGUGACAUGAACUACUCUGUCAUUUUCACAUUUUAGUAUUUUCUAUUUUUGAACUAGAGAUUUGAGGUUUAUGUAACAAAAUACCUAAAGCAGAUGAGGCUUACGAGAAUUAUAUUUUAUGUUUAUUAAAAAAAUAUGAAAUUGAUUUUGUAAUAAACAAUUAGGAAGUAGAGGAAUAAGCAAAGGUAAGAUUUUGGUUCACUUGUAUGUAAAUACAUUUUACUAGCAAAGAAAAUAUAAUGUAAAAUAUUUUACUGAACUAGAAUAUACUACAAUGUGAUCUAAAA